AUUAUACAGGGCUACAAUUUUGGCUCGCAGGCCACAAGUUCAAGUGAGGGAGUUUGUUCGGAGAAAAUUAGAGCAUAUACUGUAUAUUGGAGUAUUAUACGUAUUAUCAAACUAUAAUUACAAUUAACUAUGUAGCUGUAUGGACCGCCAUGAGAUCGCUCGUGUUAAGUUGCAUAAAUAGCCGAGUACGUACGAUCGGAAACCAGUUCCAGAGUAGCAUUCGUGAAAGCUUGUUGUCAACAUGCAGAGCGCCACAUUCGUACUGCUCCUGGCCGUCGUGACCAUGGCUGUGGCAGAAGGACAUUAUACGACGCUCUCUCAGACUGCGCAUGGCGGCGCUGAUUCCAACGCCAAUGCUAAUGCUGAAGCAAAUUCAGGAGGUGAUAAUGUGAACACGAAUGCAAAUGCCCGUACCAGUUCAGGUUCCGGUGGAUGGGGACUACCGUCAUUGAGCAUGUUUUCGGGAUCGAAUCCAAACAUAUUAAGUUUUGGUCAGACACGUCGGCAGUCUGGACCGGUCUAUGGCGCGAGGUCAAUCAGCCCCAACUCCUCUGUUGGUCUUGAUUCCUAG
Messenger RNA from Achroia grisella, 571 nucleotides. RefSeq lists its product as uncharacterized. The record is from RefSeq and is a predicted model, not a curated record. The transcript has 5 exons. Bases 242 to 571 code for a protein of 109 amino acids. Lineage: Eukaryota; Metazoa; Arthropoda; Insecta; Lepidoptera; Pyralidae.